AUGUUAAAGACUCGAUUGCUUAGCACACUCAAAGACCGCUCACCUGCAGAGUCUGCCCAUUUCAAGGAUGCGCCCAUUAUUGUGACCAGAAAAUUUCUGAGAGAUGCGUUGAAUGAGUCUAAGGCGAAAAACUUUGCCUCUGAAUCCAACCAACAAUUUGAGAUAUACCACGCACGCGAUAAAAUAGCUGGCAAGUCUGUGAGUAGUGAGCAACAGCGCCGAUUGUGGAAAUUAGGUGCUUCUGACACAGGCGAUUCCAUUGGGAAAUUGCCUUUGAUUCCCGGUAUGCCCGUGAUGAUCACAGAAAAUGCUGCCACUAGUGCCCACAUCGUCAAUGGUAGCCGGGGGAUAUUGAAGUCGAUUACUUACGAUAGUGAUGCGGAUGGGAACAAAUUUGCCGUAUGUGCUUUAGUACACAUUCCUGAAAGUGCUCUAGACGUGCCUGGAUUAUCUGAUGGCACUGUGCCGAUAUUGCCAGUGACAAGCAGUUUUGUAUUCCCUACAAACACGAAAAAAAUCAAUGUCAGGCGCACACAGUUGCCGAUACUACCUGGCUGGGCUUUUACAGACUUUAAAAUUCAAGGAAGCACUAUGACAAAGGUUGUUGUCGACUUAACCGGCGCCAAGACUCUUCAGAGCAUCUACGUAAUGUUGUCUCGAGUCAGUUGUUUACGAGAUGUGGCGAUUUUGCGAUGGUUUUCAUCUAGGACGCUUUAUGGGUCGCUGCAAGGGGAUGCUCGUGAAGAAAUGCAAUGGUUACGAAGAGUUGCGACUUGGACUCGUGAAAAGUACUUAGUCCAACAUGAGAAUGACGGGGAUAACGUCGAUCAUGAACGCACGAACUGA
Molecule: messenger RNA, 846 nt
Organism: Suillus fuscotomentosus
Lineage: Eukaryota; Fungi; Basidiomycota; Agaricomycetes; Boletales; Suillaceae
Exons: 1
Coding region: 1-846 (281 amino acids)
Source: RefSeq, a predicted model, not a curated record